AUGGAGCCAUCCAACAAGCUCGCUGUCUUGCUCGUAUCGUUGGCCAUGGCUGCCGCCACUGCCGUGCACCCUUCCUACGCUCAGAACUCGCCUCAAGACUACCUCACUCCCCACAACAACGCCCGUGCCGCCGUCGGCGUUGGCCCGGUGACCUGGAGCACGAAGCUGCAGCAGUUCGCGGAGAGCUACGCCGCUCAGAGGGCCGGCGACUGCCGUCUCCAGCACUCCGGCGGGCCCUAUGGGGAGAACAUCUUCUGGGGCUCCGCCGGCGCCGACUGGAAGGCGGCGGACGCGGUGCGGUCGUGGGUGGACGAGAAGCAGUGGUACAACUACGCCACCAACAGCUGCGCCGCCGGCAAGGUGUGCGGCCACUACACGCAGGUGGUGUGGCGCGCCACCACCAGGAUCGGCUGCGCCCGCGUCGUCUGCCGCGACAACCGCGGCGUCUUCAUCAUCUGCAACUACGAGCCCCGCGGCAACAUCGUGGGACAGAAGCCCUACUGA
Molecule: messenger RNA, 504 nt
Organism: Miscanthus lutarioriparius
Lineage: Eukaryota; Viridiplantae; Streptophyta; Magnoliopsida; Poales; Poaceae
Source: the annotation of a GenBank genome assembly